GCCUCAGUGCAGUCCGCCAUGUUUGUGUAGGACUUCAGCGCCGUUUUCACUUCAAUAAAUGCCCUCACUCUUACUCCGAGUCCCAAAAACACACCGAUAGCGGCCGGCUCAAUGCAUUUAUUCACGUUUUAAAGGAAAUAAACACUUGGAAGACAUCCGCCGUCCUCUGUGAUGGCGGCCAGUGCUCGAGAUGAGGAGUUUGAUGAGUACGAUAAACCAGGAGCUGAGAGAUCGAGGAGGCGAAGAGGAGGAGAUGACGACGACGACGAUCUGGACAGCGAUUUCGAAGGCGACCUGCUCGAGGAGGACUGGCUUUCAUCCAAGAAGAAUCCGUCGGAGCUAUCGGACGAAGAGCUGAACGAUGACCUGCUGCGAAGUGACGAAGAAGACCAGGACACGAGUGCGCAGGGUUGCGUGGUGAGCUUGAACGCAACGGCAAGUCUCGGCGAAUCCUACGAGCUCCAGGAAGGAGAUGAAUACGCAGCGGAGGAGUACGGAGCGACGGCGGGAGACGAGGAGGAGGAGUACGGAGACUUGGAGGGCAUGGAUUACAACACUGGAGGAAACGAAGACGAAGUGCUCGACCUACAGAUCAACGAGCCGCUGGACGACGAGUUUCAAGUCGAGGACUUCAGCGCUGAGCCGCAGGAAGUAGAGCCUGACCAACAGGAAAUGACGGAGGCGGAGCCAGACAGGGCGGAGCCUGAGGAGGAAGUCGAAGAUUUCUCACAGGUUACAGAGGCGGAGGAGAUGGAGGCCGAGGCCGUACCCGAGACCGUCACGAAGGAAGAAUCCGAUGAGGAUGAAGAAGAGGAUGAAGAAUCUGGGCGGCUGCGUUUCAAAACCGAGCGCAAAGACAGCACCGUGGUCCGUAUCUCGGACGCCACCAGCAAGCGGCGGAACAUUCCAGAAACGCUAGAACUGACCGAAGAGGCCAAAGCAGACCUGCUGCAGUUCGAGGAGAAGGAGCGGCUGAGGAAACAAGGUCGCUUCGGUGGACGAGGGCGAGGAGGAGCAAGAGGCGGAGGAUCUCCGGCGUUCGCGAUGGGAGGCUUCCGUCGAGACGGAGGCGCAGGGCGAGGGAGGAUGAACGAACCCAGACCCCCGCUGAUGCCAAUGAACUUGCAGCCCAGAAUAAUUCCUCCUCAGUCCCAUCGUCCUCAGCCCCGCCCUUCCGUCCCACGCGGAGGUCCUGGUCUUUUCCCAACACCGCUCAUCCCGAUCCCGCAGCAGCCUCUGCAGCCCCUGAUGCCUCUGCGCUCGCCGGUGCCACACCAGAGGCCACAGCAGGAACUGCACCCGCCACGCCAUCACGGACACGCGCACGCACUUCCACACGCGCACUCCAACCAGCAGCAGCAGCAGCCCAAGAACAUUCACAUCAACCCGCAUUUCAGAGGGCCGGCACCUUCUUCACCUGUACAGGGUACGGGACCUCACCGUUGUAACCAAAUUCCGCUGAUCUCGUCCGCUCCGAAUCAGCCCAGACCCAACCUCGGCCCUCAGAGAUUCCCGGGCCCUGUUGAUUUCCAGCAGCACCUCCAGGGUAAUUUCCUCCAGCCUCAGAGACCCCUCCCUCAGGAGCAGUGGAGAGGACCUCCGCCACCACCUCCUCCUCCUCCUCUUCCUCCUCACCAGGAGAGGGAGCCGUUCUACAACAGCGAGCCACGUUUUCCAGCCCAGCCCCUGUUCGAUCUACCAGGCCCCGCCCCUCUGUUGAACAACAGCAUCCUCCCGCUGUCCUUCCCUCAGCCGGGGCCGGGGUUCUGCCCCCCAGGCGGUGGUGGAAUGUUCCAGAGAGACCUUCCUCCUCCUCCUCCUCCUCGGCCCAAUAUGCCCCCUCCUCAACCGUCUCCUGCCCCGCCCGCGCCCCGCGGCUUCAUGGGACACAGACAGCCAUUUCCUCCACAGCAGCACAAUGCCCCCUUCAGUCCUCAACAUGCACCAUUCGGCUUGCAGGGCCUAAUGCAGCCUCAGCACCACGACCCUCCCCCACCUCCGCAUCAUCACCCGAUGCACCCACACCACCACCAGCAGCAGCACAGACAGGAAGUUCCUCCUCUGCCUCAUCACCAGCAUCAACACCAGGGCCAGCCUGGGGAGCAGCAUCCCAUCAUGCACCUCUCUCACUCGCCCUUCCGUCAGCCCAUUCUGGGUGGACCUAGACAGAUGAAGCCACGCCCACAAAACAACAUGGGUCGUGUGAGAAUGGGGUCUCCUUCUCUGCAGCAGCUUCAGAGCCUCCCUCAGCGCAACAGCAACCUGCGUGAGCUCCCCAUCGCCCCUGGCAACAGCGACCCCAUCCGUCCCCCUCAGCCAAGGCCCAUGGUCAAGGCCACUCCGAAUGCCAGGCCUGGGCAGGGGGUUGGAGGAGGAGCCCUUGGACGAGGGCGGGGUUUUGCCAAAGCCGUCCCGCGUCCAGGCGUUCCAGAGACUAAGAACGAAACCCCGACUGCGCAGACGAGCACACCUGUCCAAAAAGCAGCGGCAAGCGCACCUGCACAGGACGAGGACGAGGAGACGCGUCAGUACCGGCUGAAGAUCGAGGAGCAGAAGCGACUGCGUGAAGAAAUCCUGAAACGUAAAGAAAUGCGUCGGCAAAUGCAGGCAGGCGCGCGCAAAAAGGAGCUGCUGGAGCGCCUCGGCGGCCAAGCGGUACCCCAGAUUACCCCCGUGCAGACUCUAACCACCCCGACUCAACCCCAGACCACCUCGACGCCCCCGUCAGUCGCUCCCAACGGUGUGAAAUCCCGCCUACAGAACCCCAUCGUGGAGCAAAAACAGCGCCUGCAGAACCCUCAGAGACUCGUCCCGCAGCUCCAAAGUCCCAGCAUCGCAGCGCCCCCAGAGGACGUCACGCCCAUCCAGACGCAAACCAACGCCGUGAGGAAGAGGACCGUCAUGCAGCGCAUUAACACCGGCAGCCUGGCCUCGCCUCAGAUCCCGCAAAAAGUGCGAGUCGUUAAACGACUAACGGGCGGAGAGGAAGCUCCGCCCGUCCAGAAUCAGCCGCAGCAGACGAUUGGUCGAGCCGCUCCUCAGCAGAGACUGGGUGCCACCAGGAAGGUCACAGUGGCAGCAGCUGGACCACAACAACCCCCGCAGCAGCAGCAGCAGCUUGACGUGAACCAGAGUAACCGGGUGGUGGUCUCGGGUCGAGGGCGUGGUCGUGGCGCUCGUGGGGGUCGAGUGGCGCCGCAGAGCAGGCAGAGUAUCCGGGUCGCGGAGCCUCAGCCCAGCACGGUGUCCAUAGACGGCCUGUCGUCCUCCACCACCGAGAAACAGAUCAAAAACCUGCUCAACUCCAUCGGCCCCAUCCAGAUGUUUAAGAUGAUGCCGCAGCAGAGGAAAGCCGUCGCCACGUUUGUGAAUCCUCAGCACGCUCAGAGUUUCCAGCACAGUUUCCACAGGCACAUGAUCGAUCUUUCCCACAUCGACGUGACCAUUAUUGACGGCUGAGCGAGAGAUGGGAGCGAGCUCCUGGAAUCGAGGCCGCAUUUUACUCUAAAGAUCUCAGAACACCUAAAGCAUGUCUCGGAGGAACUAAGACCGGCGAACGACUCUGAGAUAAACAGCCGUGAUUUCACCGAGAGCAGCUGUUCCUGCUUUGUGUUAUGUACUCCAGUGAUAUUUCCCAAAACUGAGUCAAAGGUGGGGACGUCGCUCAGAUUGCAGAGACGCUGUUUAUUAUUAUUAUUAUUAUUACAAUUAUUAUAAUUGUUGUUGUGAAUAUUAUUCUUGUCUGUUAUUUUUCUUUUGACUGAAUGACAAGUAAGUGAAGCAAAAGAAAGGCUGUUUUUAAGAAUUAUGAAUCUGAAUUUUGAUGAUGGUUGCUCCUGUCCACGUUCAGACUCUUUAAGCGCACACUCCUGGACAAGAUGUUUCUUUCCCCCCCGAGUUGAGAAAAGCAGGCUGGAGUUGUAGCUUUUUCCGCCACUAGAGGGCGGCGUGUGAGCGGGAACGGGCAAGAGAUUCGUUCAAACGCAAUUAUUUCAUCAUUUGCUUAAAUCGAGGUCGCGUUAAGUCGCUGUUCAUAUUUCACACCACAUCGGAAUUAUCCGGCAUAUAACGAGCUUUUGCUUUUUAUUUUGGAGCUCCGAUUGUAGGGUUAAAUAAAAUAUAUUAAUUUUAGCAUCAGAAUACCUCAGUGGCUACUUUUCCAGAACAGAUGUUUAAAAAAAAAAAACAUAAUCGUCAUUGUUCUCUCAUUGUCUCUAUAUUUUAUGAAAUAUAUUUUCAAAAACAGGAGAUUUAUACAUUUAAAAAAAAAAACCCACACACACAACUGCGCUUCAGCGUCCUGCUUUAUACUGUGCUCAGUAUAAUCUGUAAGUUAGUCACCGUUUUGGCUUUUCAGACGUUAGCAUUUCAUCGUUUUUGAUAAGCUAACAGCAGCGAGCUGACGCUUCAGGAAUUUAGCUAGCUAGCAUUGCUGGUUAGUUUCGUUAGAUUUUUGUAACUGCAGCGUCCUUUCGCGCUUACUUUCCUCUGAGGUGUUUUUUUUUUUUUUUUUUUUAAAUGCUCGCACUCAUUUGUGUCGUAAUUAUCAACACAAGUCGAUGUUUUGUGCCCUGAUUCGCUAUAAAGCGCGCGACGUAUUGACAGGUUUUCUACGUCCCAAACGUUCAGCAACGUUGAAGGAAUAUUCCACGAACACUAAUAUCUCACCCCUGUGAUUUUCAGUGAUACGCACAUUUUCCACUGUAAUAUUUACAACUCCAUCGUUUAAUUCACAAACAGUAAGAGAGAUUUUAACAAGAUUGAGUUUGAAAGUGCACUUUUUGUUUAAUUUCUAUCUAGUUUUUCAGCUCUUUACAUCCAAAUAUUGUGCUUGGCUGAGGGAUUGUUUUGCUAGCUCUGUGCUAACCAGCCUGUAUGGAUCAAUUUGAGGAGAUUUUAAGAGGUUAGGGUUUUGUUUUUUGUUUUUUUUCUGAGGUAAAAAUGUCCCUAUUUUUAUCACUUUGUCCAUUUUGCUGCUUCAGUGCAGUCUUCCAUUUCCCAAAUGUUACAGGAUUGUUAUGCUAGCGUUCUAGUAUGGAUGGAUCAGACUUUUUUUUUUUUCCUCAGUUCUUUUGUCUGUUGAGCUUUCUUUCUUUCUCCUCGCCGUGCUGACUUUUUUAUGAUCUGCUUCGUGAGUCUAAUGGAUUAGCUUGCUAGCAUCGCGACUACUUUGAGCUCAUUAUAGAUCAGUCUUUGUUAUUCCAGUGGACUCUUGAGAGUUUAGAGAGUCGUUUCAGUGCAUUUUCAUUCCUUUUCCGUUUAAGUCCGGACAUUUGGUGCUUCCGAGUCGUCAGGAUUGACGAAUUGUUCUGCAUGCUAGCUUUGCUAAGUAGCGUUGCGAGCGAAAUAUUUUCUCCUGAGUUACGAUGUUGUUUUCCUCAGCUUGCAAACUAGCGCUAUGGUUGAUUACAAACAGGCGUGUUUUGUUUUUUUUUUUGUUUUUUUAAACGAUGGAUGUGUUUUGCACUUCAUCACAGCGCCAUUUUCCCGUAGUAUGAACGAAUCGUUUUGUUUUCGAUCAACUGCCCUCGUCUCUAUUCAACGCUUGUCCAGGAGUAGCUGUGUCUCGGGAGCAGCCACCAUCAAUGCUCACGCUCAUGUACCCAAGAUGUGGCCAAGUUCUCGCUUGAGGAGUACGGCAGGUUAUUAUGGUUUUCCCCCUCCCCGAUUUAUAAUUGUCAGGAUUUAAUUUUUGUACCGAAACACGUGGAUUGUUUUUUUACACGUUCUGUUUCAAGAAGCACGCUUAGGCCCGAGGUUUCCCUUGGCAAGCUUUAUAAUUUUGAAAACGUUUUAAAGAUUAAAAAAAAGGAAAAGGAAAAAUAAACCAUGGUCAUGUGUAUACGA
Neoarius graeffei (lesser salmon catfish) is the source of this 5847-nucleotide messenger RNA. It is a transcript of the gene rbm33a, whose product is annotated as RNA binding motif protein 33a. The coding region runs from base 172 to 3459 and encodes 1095 amino acids. NCBI's taxonomy places the organism in Eukaryota, Metazoa, Chordata, Actinopteri, Siluriformes, Ariidae. Gene Ontology annotation, molecular function: RNA binding. The transcript is spliced from 19 exons. The record is from RefSeq and is a predicted model, not a curated record.